Molecule: messenger RNA, 1146 nt
Organism: Aspergillus pseudoviridinutans
Lineage: Eukaryota; Fungi; Ascomycota; Eurotiomycetes; Eurotiales; Aspergillaceae
Exons: 5
Coding region: 1-1146 (381 amino acids)
Molecular function (GO): carboxylic ester hydrolase activity
Source: RefSeq, a predicted model, not a curated record
AUGAAUCUCAAGAUACUUGCCUCCUGCCUCCUAGGCUCGACCGCCUUGGCCGCGGCCUCAACUUCAGAGCUCCAAGUAGAAACAACCAGCGGCAUCGUCCACGGCUUCUACAACAACUCGGCCGAGACAGUCCGAGCAUUCUUGGGUAUCCCCUAUGCCGAACCACCAGUUGGCGAGCGCCGAUUUGCACCCGCUGUGCGCAAGACCAGGUUGCAAGGCGUGUUCGACGCCUCGUCAUUCGGCCCUCCGUGUCCCGGGCAGUUCUCAUUCUCGAAUGAGUCGAUCUGGACCGUGCUGCCGUACAACCCGUGGAACACGGCAGAUAUGUCCGAGGACUGUCUAUCCAUCAACAUCUGGGCGCCUGCGGCCAAGCAUAAGAAGUCCAAGGGGAAGAAGGCGGUGAUGAUGUAUAUCUACGGAGGGGGUUUUGUGCAGGGUGGCACGGCACUUACUUUCUACGAUGGGAACAAUCUUGUCCAGGAUAAUGAGGAUAUCGUUGUUGUGACAUUCAACUACCGCGUGACGGUAUUCGGGUACCCCAACUCUCCUGAUCUACCCUGGGGUCAGCAGAAUGUCGGCCUUCUUGACCAGAGACUGGCGGUCCAAUGGGUCCAUGACAACAUCGAGAAAUUCGGCGGUGAUCCCUCUCGAAUAAUGCUGUUCGGACAGUCUGCCGGUGCAGCUUCAGUGGACAUGUACACCUACGCGUAUCCGGACAAUCCCCUCGUGCAUGCCGUCGCCAUCGAAUCCGGCGCAGCAGAUAUAAUCACCAGCGCUGACUUCACCCACCAGAACUGGGAUAAGCUAUCAACCGCCCUGGGCUGCGGAUCCGGCAAGGGCACACUGCGCUGCAUGCAGGGGAAACCGUUCCGGCAGAUCCUUGCGCAGCUCUCCUCAGGCUCAUACAACUUCGCCCCGGUGCAAGACAACGUCACCGUGUUUGCGGAUUAUCCUGCGCGAGCUAAAGAGGGAAAAUGCGCGCGGGUGCCCGCUCUCAUCGGCAACAAUGCGCGCGAAGGCGCGGCGUUCUUCAACCUUAGCUCUGUGCCGAUCAACGAGACGGCUAUUUUUGCCGCGACACAGACCACGUUCAACUGUCCUGUUCAGCACUCUGCUUUGUAUGUCUCGCCUCCCAAGGUUUCCUAG